AAUAAAAACAAGAAGAAUGGUGGAAGUGAGCGGCGGAGCAGCCACUGAACAGCCCUCAGAGACGACGGAGAUUCAAACUCAGCCGCAGCAGCAGCCCAACUUGUUGGAUAACAAAUGGGCUUUCUGGUUCGACAACCAGGCCAAGCCCAAGAGCGGCGCCGCUUGGGGUUCUUCUCUUCGCAAAGCCUUCACUUUUGACUCCAUUCAAGAUUUCUGGUGCUUGUAUGAUCAUGUAUUUAAGCCCAGUAGGUUGCCUGAAAAAGCUGAUUUUCAUUUAUUUCGAGCUGGAGUUGAGCCCAAGUGGGAAGAUCCUGCGUGUGCGAGUGGAGGCAAAUGGACUGUAAUUUCCAGCAACAAGGAUGGCCUUGAAACCAUGUGGCUUGAAACUCUGAUGGCUUUAAUAGGAGAGCAGUUUGAGGAGGCUGAGGAGAUAUGUGGUGUAGUUGUCAGCGUGCGUCAAAGACAGGAUAAAAUUGCAUUGUGGACUAGGAAUGCAGCUAAUGAAGCAGUUCAGAUGAGCAUUGGAAGGAAGUGGAAGGAAAUUCUCGAUAUUACUGAUAAGAUAUCAUACAGCUUUCAUGAUGAUUCUAAAAGGGAGAGAUCUGCAAAAAGUCGAUAUGCUGUCUAACUUACUAAACCUUCCCCAUUCAUCUUGUUGAUGUUGAAUACUUAAUUUCCAGAUUGCUGAACACCAUAUUGAGCAGAAUUAUAUUACAAUUCGGCAUAUACUGUUUUGUAGCAAUGUUUUGCCAUCAAAUGACCGGGGCCUGUCCUUUUCCGAUAACUAUUAUACUUUGUUUAAAUCGUUAGAAUGUUUGUUGGUAUUUCAGCUUAUGGCAUCUUUCCCCAUGAGUUUAAAGGAUUGGAGGCUUAGUUUUAA
Daucus carota subsp. sativus is the source of this 880-nucleotide messenger RNA. Its product is annotated as eukaryotic translation initiation factor. Gene Ontology annotation, biological process: translational initiation. The record is from RefSeq and is a predicted model, not a curated record. Gene Ontology annotation, molecular function: translation initiation factor activity; RNA 7-methylguanosine cap binding. The transcript has 6 exons. Gene Ontology annotation, cellular component: eukaryotic translation initiation factor 4F complex; cytoplasm. The coding region runs from base 17 to 628 and encodes 203 amino acids. Lineage: Eukaryota; Viridiplantae; Streptophyta; Magnoliopsida; Apiales; Apiaceae.